AUGGCCCAGCAGAGAGCAAUCCGGCUGUCCCUGCAGAAGCCCACCCACUCGGUCUGUGUGGUGGGCACUGACACCCCCGUCGACGUUUAUGGUUCAGUCCCUCCAGGAGCUGUGACUUUUAAGGUCACUGGAAGCUCAACGGUGGAGACCUACCUAGAAUAUGACCCCAAGAAUGUGAGUGAGCCCCCAGCUGAUGAACAUUGGCCUUUGGAUGCUGAUGUGGAUGUGAUCAUAAAAAUGGAGACCUCCAGUAAGAAUGUGGAUGAUGCCAAGGUGCGGGUUUCUUAUUAUGGGAAGAAUGGGAGCCAGAAGCUAGGCCAGGCCCUGCUGUAUCUCACCGGCAUUGAAGUUUCUCUGGAUGUUGACACGGGUCGUACUGGGACAAUAAAGAGGAGCAAAGUUGACAAGAAAACAUGGAGUUGGGGCCCAGGAGGUCAUGGAGCUAUCCUUUUGGUGAACUGUGACAGGGACAGUCCCAUCCCCGGGGGAGUCGACUACUCUCACAGCAGCUUGUAUUCCAUGGCAGACCUGCAGGAUAUGUCUAAGAUGGUGCUCUGGACCAAUGGCCCCGAUGACAUCUUUGACAACCACAAACUGGUCCUGCAUGUGUCCCUCAAUGACUCAGACAAAGUGGGCGUAUUCCAUGCCCAAGGUGGGAAUAACAUUUCUAACUACAAGAGGGUCCUCGGACCUGACAAAUUGUCAUACAAAGUGGAUCGGGCCCCUGGGGAGCAUGAGAUCACCUUCUAUGUGGAGGGUCUUGCUUUCCCUGAUGCUGAUUUCUUUGGACUGGUCUCCUUCGACAUCACCCUGAUGGACACAGAUGAAACUCUGCUUGAGACUCCCAUUUUCACGGACACAGUGGUGUUCCGAGUGGCCCCCUGGAUCAUGACCCCCAACACCCAGACGCCCCUGGAAGUUUACGUGUGCAGUCUCAAUGAGCAAGAAACAUCCCAGGAUGAAUUUCUGGAUGCCAUGACCUACCUGGCAUUGAGGGCUAAUUGUCAACUGACCAUCUGUCCACUGGUGGAUAACCGAAAUGACCGCUGGAUCCAGGAUGAAAUGGAAUUUGGCUACAUAGAAGCACCUCACAAGUCCUUUCCAGUUGUAUUUGAUUCUCCCCGAAACAGAGGGCUGAGGAAUUUUCCCUUUAAGAAGGUCCUGGGCCCUGACUUUGGUUAUGUGACCCGAGAGCCUGCAUAUGGUGGUGCCUCCAGCCUUGAUUCUUUUGGAAACCUAGAUGUUAGCCCACCUGUCACUGUCCAGGGGAAGGAGUACCCACUGGGCAGAAUACUCAUUGGCAGCAGCUUCCCCAAGUCAGGUGGCCGCCGGAUGGCCAAGGUCGUCAGGAACUUCCUGUAUGCCCAGAAGGUGCAGGCGCCCGUGGAACUCUAUUCCGAUUGGCUAAGUGUGGGGCAUGUGGAUGAGUUCCUCAGUUUUGUUCCUGCCCCUGGAUACAAGGGUUUUCGGCUGCUCCUGGCCAGCCCCAACGCUUGCUUCAAACUCUUUCAGGAGAAGAAGGAUGAGGGCCAUGGGGCUGCCGCCCAAUUUGAAGGAUUGAAAAAGGGAAAGAAAAAAAUAACCAUUGAUGAGAUGCUGAAUGACAAAAGCCUUAGGAGUGAUAAUCGCUUUGCCCAGAAAUGCAUCGACUGGAACCGAGAGGUCCUGAAACGGGAGCUGGGUCUGUCAGAACGUGACAUCAUCGACAUCCCACAGCUCUAUAAGCUCAGUGACAGCUAUGCAGAGGCCUUCUUCCCUGACAUGGUAAACAUGAUCGUCCUGGGAAAGUACUUGGGGAUUCCCAAGCCCUUUGGACCCAUCAUUAAUGGGCAGUGCUGUCUGGAAGAGAAGGUCAAAGAUUUGCUUCAUCCACUGGGACUCAAGUGCACCUUCAUUGAUGAUUACUACUCCUACCACGUGCUAAUGGGAGAGAUCCAUUGUGGCACCAAUGUCCGACGGAAGCCCUUCUCUUUUAAGUGGUGGAACAUGAUUCCCUGA
Molecule: messenger RNA, 1998 nt
Organism: Dromiciops gliroides (monito del monte)
Lineage: Eukaryota; Metazoa; Chordata; Mammalia; Microbiotheria; Microbiotheriidae
Gene: PADI1
Product: peptidyl arginine deiminase 1
Exons: 16
Coding region: 1-1998 (665 amino acids)
Cellular component (GO): cytoplasm
Molecular function (GO): protein-arginine deiminase activity; calcium ion binding
Source: RefSeq, a predicted model, not a curated record